This is a messenger RNA of Liolophura sinensis, 3739 nucleotides long. RefSeq names its product RNA-binding protein Musashi homolog 2-like. Gene Ontology annotation, molecular function: mRNA binding. The record is from RefSeq and is a predicted model, not a curated record. NCBI's taxonomy places the organism in Eukaryota, Metazoa, Mollusca, Polyplacophora, Chitonida, Chitonidae. Gene Ontology annotation, biological process: regulation of translation. Bases 51 to 1070 code for a protein of 339 amino acids. Gene Ontology annotation, cellular component: cytoplasm. The transcript has 14 exons.
AGCUCGCGGAUUGCGGUGUAGAUUUUAGUAGAAGUAGGCUGGAUAGAAAUAUGAAGAUGGAGGCUCCGGGACAGGAAUCUUCCCCUAAUAGCGUGGAAGAUGUCUCUAAUGACCCAGGAAAGAUGUUCGUAGGAGGCCUGCAUUAUCAAACCUCUGCAGAUAGUCUUAGGGAGUAUUUUGGCAAGUAUGGUGAGGUUAAAGAGGCAAUGGUGAUGAAAGAUCCGACAUCAAAACGUUCAAGAGGCUUCGGGUUCAUUACCUUCCGAGAUCCGUCUAGUGUAGACAAGGUGUUAGCUAACGGACCCCACCAACUAGACACAAAAACGAUUGACCCUAAAGUAGCCGUUCCCAAAAGAUCACAGCCAAAGGUGGUAACACGCACAAAGAAGAUAUUUGUCGGAGGCUUAGCUUCAGCUACUACUGUAGAAGAUUUAAAGAAUUAUUUUUCCAAGUAUGGCAAGAUUGAAGAGGCCAUGCUUAUGUAUGAUAAAACUACACAGAGGCAUAGAGGCUUUGGCUUUGUAACAUUUGAAGUUGAAGAUAUAGUGGAUGAAGUUUGCAACAUUCAUUAUCAUGAGAUAAAUGGUAAAAUGGUAGAAUGCAAGCGUGCCCAACCCAAAGAAGUGAUGCUUAGCGCAGCAAACCUGGCACGUGGGCGGGGCAUCGCCAGGGGAGCCUAUGUGACGGAGGAAGGUGAAUUUGUGUGGGAUUUACAGUCCGAUCUAUUACUGCCCGAGCUCUCGUCGGCACUUUCAGGGUUCUUUCCAGCGGGAUUCCAGGCUGCAUACGCUGCCUAUGGCCGCGGGUUCCACACAGCAGGGUUCUCACCAGCCUAUUACUAUCCAGCUGCAGCAGUGUUGAACAACUAUCAAGGGUUCGCCCCCGCUACCUCUCCGGCUGCGACUAACCGCGUUUUCCCUCCUACCAACAGCCCAGGGCCCAUUGACUUGUACAGCUCCGCUGCCGGGGACGGGCUCGGAUACGUCCAGGCUGCAAGCCCCCAACCCUCAGGAUUCGCUAACAUUAGUGGCACCCUGAUUGCAACCAGCUUCCAAAAUGGCUACCACUGAGAGGAUGACUGAAUGUGCAGAGAGCAGGCUAACUUCGGGAGCUCCAAUUUGAACCGACAUUUUUGAUGGAAGCCUCCAUUCUCCAGCAGUCCCAUGCAAAUCCCCUGCUCCCGUUACCCCUUUUAAAGAUCCCCCCGGGGCCUGGCAAAAAUCACCCACUCGGGAAGAGCUGGCUGUAACUAUUGUUGUUACUCACCCCGUACCCUGGUUUUUGGGUGUGGCGUUGUUUGGUGUAUUGUUACAUUGUUCAUGAACAACUUAAUAUGUCCCAUGUAUCUCCACUAUAUUGUGUGUACAGACAAAAACACACUCUGUUGCUACCACAGCUGUGUUUACAGGAGUUUUUGUCUUGAUUGUUUAUAAAUUCUUUAUACAUGUAUUUGUUUUGGAAGGGAUUUUCUUUUUAUUUUGAUCACCAAUCUUUUUCGUCCAACAUUAUAUGCUACUGUUUGUCUUUGUUUUUGUUGUUUUUAACCAUCAUGUGGGUUUGUACAGAAUGUGUAGGUCUUUUAGCUAACAUUGUAUCUUUUAGAAUUUAUGGCAUUUUUUUUUUUUUUUGAUUUUUAUUAUAACAUGAUACUGGCUUGCAUUUUUAUCAUUAUUUUUGGCAAAACAUAUUCUAGAAGCAAUACAUAGGAAAUCAGUUAUAAUAUACUCUAUGAUUUGUUAACAUUGUAUGAUACUUCCUGAUGUUUGGGGUUACAGACUAGCUUUGGCCCAAUGCCAAAAGUUGUAUUAUGCCUCUAUUUUUGUAUGGGUUUUGUUGGUCAUUUUUGAAGAAGGAAAAAUCAAGAAUCUCUCUGAACUUGGGAUUUUUACCCCUUGGUUACAAUUUUUGCCCCUCUUAGCUUGGUUACAAUGUUAUAUUUUACCAUUUUAGUACUUUAGUACGUGUUAUGUCUACGCAAAACUUGAUUGGCUACGCUGUAGUCCACCUGGAAUCAAGGUAAAAAGACCUGAUUCCAUGAGAGAGGCCAGGCCAUUUCCUAUUGGAAAAAUUUUCCUCUGGAAUAAGUUUUCUUAUUGGAUAAUCUCUCCAAGAAUUUGGGCAGCUUUGUAAUAUGUCUGCUAUCACAUGACUGACCACCUGGUGACGUCAUCUAAUACAUGAAACCAGGUGAGUAGAGCCAUACCCUUGCUGUGGGAACAAAUUGCUUCACUCUGUCCCCUUUACCGAGUCAAAACCAAUCCCUGUAGUCCUUGUGGUCAUCUUACGUAAUACGUGGGGGUGGGGGGAAUUCCCAAUUGCCUUGUGAUGGGCGGAUAUAUGUGAAUUUAUCAUGCCCAGUGUAGCAUCAAAUCAGUUUCUCAUGUAAUUUACGUGUCCUUUUGGGAUAACACAAGUACGGACGUACUGUCACACUGUUCUCAGUUCAUAUGACCAUGGUUAUAGACCCAUGUUACCAGAGAAUUCUGGGUAUUUUACUCCGUGUAUAAAGCAAUAUUUACGGAUUCUGCUUGUUUUUUUAUUGUCUUGAUGACAAACUAUUUUGACUGGUUUUGGCUGAGAAGUGAUGUUUCUAACUUUAGCUCUCAUUUAGCCUUCUUUUUUAUAAUCUCUUUGUACAGUGGAACCAAAAUUGUAUAAUAAAAAGUCCUUGUCUAUAAAGAAGAGGUAGACCUAGUAAGUUAUAGUGGGUUGGAGUCUGCCGGGCCAAUCAGCAGUCUCGUCCGAUGAACAGGUUAAUUCUGAUUGGAUCACGUGGAGCAUUUUGCUAAGGUGAACUCUUUAUUGGUUGAUCUGUUUAUCACUUGACUAAUCGUAGCUCCGGUAGAAACCCUGGCUGUUCGGGCAGAGUUCCACCCACAAAUAGAAUGUUGUUCAACUUGUGUUCAGACAAAGGUCCCAUUUUUUUUAUAGUAAAGUAAAAUACUAAUAAUAGAAAUCAUGGUGAAAAAUAAUACAAGUUUUACCUGUUUUGUUUUUGACAUGUCAUGGCAUAUCUAUAGUGUAAAAGUCAAGUGCAUACUGGUCAAAGUAGAAGGGAAGUGCUGAGCAUUUCCUUUGGUUCGCAUUGAAUGCGGUGAUCGUGCGGCUCAAAUGUGAUAUAUCCAUCAAUCUUUUGUACUCGUCGUGUUUCCGUAGCUUCAGCGAUCAUCAUUUUAGACGUGUUUUUUACCAUGAUUUUGGAAACAAGAGCGGAUCUUUGUCUGGAUGCAAAACUAGGGCUGUAGUUGUGUCAAGGGAGUAGAUAAUUUAGACAUUUGUUUUUUGAUUUAUGAAAAAGGCAAACCUAAGCAAUAGAUAGCGUGGGCAGUGUAGAAUGGAUGUAGAACUGCCAAAUUCAGCGCAGGGAACACUUUAUAUUAUAUCUGUACAGCGUUAUACGUCAGAGAUUACCGUGUUUCACUGCGGUAUUUUAUAGUUUUGUUUCAUUUUCCCCCCUGUUUCUGACAUACACGUUUGUUGUUCUAUUUAAGAUUAUUGUACAAACGUUCAUAUAUUUACCACAAUGUAUGGUAACCGUGUUAUUGUACAAAUUUUUAUCUUAAAAAAAGAGUUCAGUUUUCUUUUUUGGCAAGCUGGACGGAACAUUUUUACCCUAUAUUAUUUCCCCCCACAAUUCUUAUAUCGGGUUCGUCAAUUGUCUGUUGAGACUUUUGUUUUAGACGCAUUGUAAGCUGGUGAUCAGCUGACGUACUACCCAUGAAUAAAUAAGUAAAUAAAU